UGAUGAACUAGUGCUGCUGUAUGUUGAUGCACUUUCUACUAGCUUGGAGCGUCCGAUAACAUCCUUCCCACUAGGAUCCCCCUCCUCCCCAAAAUAAGAAACUAAGCAAGGCAAAGAUGUAAGCGAUAUGCGUUUUCAAAUUUCGAAAAUUUUCCGGGUUUUGCCAUCGUUUGAGGAUUGGGCCUCGUGCGUUUGAAGUCAAGGGCUAAGAUCCCGAAACUUUUUGGCUUUAAGCCGUUCCGCUGAGGUUCAACUUCUUGGAUUUGCGUUCUUCAAAUUUCGAAAAUUCUCCACGUUUUACGGUCGUUCUGGGAUUGGGUUUCGUGCGUUUGAAGCGCUAAAGCCCCAAAGUUUUUGAAUUUCAGCCCUUUCCCUGCGAUUCAGUUUCUUGGAUUUGCAUUUUUCAAAUUUCGAAAAUUUUCAACAUUUUUGUGUCGUUUUGGGGUUGAAUUCUGUGCGUUUGAAGUGCUAAAGUCCCAAAAUUUUUGAUUUUAAGCCCUUUCCCUGAGAUUCAACCUCUUGGCUUCGUGUUUUUCCAAUUUCGAUAAUUUUCCACGUCUUUCGUCGUUUUGGGAGUGAAUCCCGUGAGUUUGAAGCGCUAUUGGGCUUGAGGAUCCCAAAAUUUUUGAUUUUAAGCCCUUUCGCUGAAAUUUAAUGCCUUGGCUUCGCGUUUUUCAAAUUUCGAAAAUUCUCCACGUUUUUUCGUCGUUUUGAGAUUGCGUCUCGUGAGUUUGAAGCGUUGAGAUCCCAAAGCUUUUGACUUUAAGCCCUCUCCCUGAGAUUCAACCUCUUGGCUCUGCGUUUUUCAAAUUUCGAAAGUUUUCCACCUUUUUCGUCAUUUUGAGAGGGAGCCCAUUGACCUCGAAGGGCUAAGAUCCCAAUAUUUUUGAUUUUAAGCCCUUUCGCUGAAAUUUGAAUCCUUGGGUUGGCGUUUUCAAAUUUCGAAAAUUUUCCACGUUUUGUCGUCGUUUUGUGGUUGAGUUUGAAGCGUUAAGAGCCUAAAACUUUUGACUUUCAGCCCUUUCCCCCGAAAUUCAAUCCCGUCGCUUCAUGGUUUCGCCUCCACCUUUUUCGUCAUUUUGAGAGUGUGUGAACCCAUUGACCUUGCAAGGCUAAGAUCCCAAAGUUUUUGAUUUUAAGCCCUUUCGCUGGAAUUUACUUCCUUGGGUUCGCGUUUUCAAAUUUCGAAAAUUUUCCACGUUUUGUUGUCGUUUUGUGGUUGAGUUUGAAGCGUUAAGAUCCUAAAAUUUUUGAUUUUAAGCCCUUUCCCCCGAAAUUCAAUUCCAUCGCUUCAUGGUUUCGCGGUUUCGUGGUUUCGUGGUUUCGUGGUUUCGUGGUUUCGUGGUUUCGUGGUUUCGUGAUUUCGUGACUUCGUGGCUUCGUGGUUUCGUGGUUUCUUGGUUUCCUGGUUUCCUGGUUUCUUGGUUUCUUGGUUUCUUGGUUUCCUGGUUUCCUGGUUUCCUGGUUUCCUGGUUUCGUGGUUUCAUGGUUUCAGGGUUUCGUGGUUUCCUGGUUUCCUGGUUUCUUGGUUUCGUGGUUUCAUGGUUUCGUGAUUUCAGGGUUUCGUGGUUUCCUGGUUUCCUGGUUUCCUGGUUUCCUGGUUUCCUGGUUUCUUGGUUUCGUGGUUUCAUGGUUUCAUGGUUUCGUGAUUUCAUGACUUCAUGGCUUCAUGGUUUCAUGGCUUCAUGGGUUCAUGGGUUUGGGGUUUGUUUGUUUUUGUGUCGGAGGUUUUGGGUUCGGGUGUUGGAGGUUUUGGGUUUGGGUGUUGGAGGUUUUGGGUUUGGGUGUUGGAGGUUGAGGUUUCCGAAGGGAUGUGUUUGCAAAGUUUUAUUGCUCUUAAUAUUUUUUACUUUUUUACUUCCGAUGUGGUGGCUUUGUUUACCGUGUGCUGAACUCGAAAGCUCCUCCAUGGAUGUGAUGACCCAUGAAAACUCCGUUUAGGUUAGCAGAGGAUUGAAGCUAAUUUUGUCCACCUGUGAGAAGGAAAAAGUGGACCUUGUAUGACUCUUCUGGUCGUGAUUAUUUAGGCCAUAUGGACCUUGCACGCGGGUAGAUAUACGUCUGACACUAACUAAGUUGCCCCACGAGCACUGACAUACGUAAACACUGACACACACAAGCACAGUGACUACAUAUAAAGAAGCAGCAACAUGCUUAAGGUUCAACACAUAACAAAACAAGAACUAAAAACAACUGAAAAAUCAAGAAAAUGGAUAAUAUGCAAUGUUAGCGAAGCGUGCCUAUCUCCUCGUGGUGACUCUCUAAAGCAUUAAGGAAAGCAGGGCCGGCUUUUUGUUAACGUGUGACACUCCU
Molecule: messenger RNA, 2313 nt
Organism: Amoebophrya sp. A25
Lineage: Eukaryota; Dinophyceae; Syndiniales; Amoebophryaceae
Source: the annotation of a GenBank genome assembly